This is a messenger RNA of Bactrocera dorsalis (oriental fruit fly), 1923 nucleotides long. RefSeq names its product protein gustavus. The transcript is spliced from 4 exons. Gene Ontology annotation, biological process: proteasome-mediated ubiquitin-dependent protein catabolic process. Lineage: Eukaryota; Metazoa; Arthropoda; Insecta; Diptera; Tephritidae. Gene Ontology annotation, cellular component: SCF ubiquitin ligase complex. The record is from RefSeq and is a predicted model, not a curated record. Gene Ontology annotation, molecular function: protein binding. Bases 321 to 1415 code for a protein of 364 amino acids.
GAUGAAUUCGGGGUUGCUUCUGAGCAGGGUUCUUCAGAGAUUUUAAUUGUUUGGAAAUUUAUUUGAGUCGUAUUCUUUUGAAAUUUUGAGUUAAUAAUAAGCCAGUGUGGAGUUAAAAUAUCUAGAAAAUAAAGAAUAAUGUUUAUUUAUUAAUUUUUAGUCUAAUGCUAUUUUGGUUAUUAUGGACGUUUGUUUGAAUAUAUUUGUGCUUUGUGCAACGCGCAUCUUUAUAGUCACUGAAACUGAAUGUUUCGGACUGUUUAUGCUGAAGUGCUAAGGAUUAGAAGGGAUUCAUAUUUUAAAGGUUGGGAAAACAAUAGAUGGAACUCGGAAAGAAAAGAUUUGCCAUUUUGCUCUUGGAUAUUUUUUACGCCAUUUUAAGAUAUAAAGGUGGUCGGAUGCCUGGCGUAAGAAACACAGAUAGACGUCGACCGCAAAAUAUUUCUUCAACUUCAUCUUUAGCGCCACGCGUUGUAUUGUCCCGGUUGGAACCAAGAGAAUUUGAACGGCUCAAGCUAUCAUAUAAAGUAGCUUUUAUUGACCAAAGAAAAACCAGAAGCUGCCGUGGUAUGAACAUGGGCCAAAAAAUAAGUGGAGGUUCAAAAUCAGUUAGUCGAAAUGAUUCACAGGCGAACUUUAAGCCAAUAAUACCACGUGAACUUGCAGCUGAUUUUAUUAAACCCACUCGUUUAGAUAUCCUAUUGGAUAUGCCACCAGCAAGUAAGGAAGUCCAGUUGAAACAUUCGUGGAACUCGGACGACCGAUCACUAAAUAUAUUUGUAAAAGAAGACGAUAAAUUGACUUUUCAUAGACAUCCUGUAGCUCAGAGCACAGAUUGCAUUCGUGGGAAAGUUGGUCUUACAAAAGGAUUACACAUAUGGGAAAUAUAUUGGCCUACAAGGCAAAGAGGUACACAUGCAGUGGUAGGAGUAGCCACAGCUGAAGCACCUUUGCAUUCAGUCGGCUACCAAAGCUUAGUGGGCUUGUCAGAUCAAAGUUGGGGUUGGGAUUUAGGUAGAAAUAAACUAUACCAUGAUUCUAAAAACUGUGCUGGAAUCACUUAUCCAGCCAUACUUAAAAAUGACGAAGCCUUUUUAGUCCCGGAUAAAUUUCUUGUUGCUUUGGAUAUGGACGAAGGUACGUUAAGCUUUAUUGUUGAUCAACAAUACCUCGGGAUUGCAUUUAAGGGGCUCAAAGGGAAAAAAGUUUAUCCUGUCGUUUCUGCUGUUUGGGGCCACUGUGAAAUUACAAUGACAUACAUUGGUGGAUUAGAUCCUGAACCUUUGCCGCUAAUGGACCUAUGUAGAAGGACUAUCCGCCAAAAAGUUGGGCGCUCACAUUUAGAGGAGCGUAUUCAAGAACUACAACUUCCUUUAUCCAUGAAGAAGUACCUACUGUACAAAAAUCGAAGAUAAUACUUUAAUAUAAUGACUUAAGAUUUAAUUUACAUUUAAAGAAACUUCACUGUCAAAUAGUAUCGUUAAAGCUGCAAAUGUUGCCACUAUUACACGCGUAAGAUCUCCAAAAAUUCGGUCUAUUUUCACUAACAAACGUAUAAAGUAUAAUUAUAACAUUCUUUACUUUUGACUACAGACUCUCGUAUUAAAAAUAUUUUAUUAGAUAAGCCUAAAAAGUAUCUUGCUUCCCUGUAUAAGGAAGCUUAGAAUAGCAUAGAAAAAAAGCUGUAGGCAUGUUUAGAUUGUUUAUUUGAAUUAUACAAUAAAUUCUCAUAAGUAUUAAUUUUUCUUGCAGCAAUCGUAAUAAUUGUAAUAACUUAUAUAAUUAUGUCAAUACCAUUAAUUUCUAAGAUCUAUCGGUGAAAGUGAGUAAUGGUACUAGAAAGUGUAAAAUCUUUAUUGACGAAAUCAUAUGUUUGUUUAAUAAUAUAAUUUCUGAUACAGUAAUAUAGAUAUUUGCAAUUUU